CUCUCCUCCGUCUUCCCGAAAUCUCCUCGACCCACCCGUGCAGAGCUUCUCCUCCUCCGCCCCAUCGGCCAUGGCGACCGCGGCGAGGCGGCUCCUCCCGGCGCUCCGCAACUCCCUAUCCGGGUCCGGAGGCGCCGCGCGAGGCGUCUCCACUGAGAGGGCGGUCGGCCCCGCCGCCGCCGCCGUCCUCGGCAGCCACACCGCCAAGUGGAUGCAGGACACAAGCAAGAAGUCCCCAAUGGAGUUGAUCAAUGCAGUGCCUCCAAUCAAGGUUGAAGGACGAAUUGCAGCUUGUGAUGGGCGUAAGGAUAAAGGUCAUGAAACUGCUUCACUUGGCCAUCCCAUCGAGUAUAUCUGCCUUGACCUGGACCAGCCUGCUGUAUGCAAGUACUGUGGCCUUCGUUUUGUUCAAGAUCACCAUCACUGAGUGGACAAGAUCCCGUCCUUUACCACACUGAAAUUUGGAGUUAAUGUGUAUUUGGUUUUAAAUGUUCUGUCAGCGUGUCAUGCAUUCUGCCUGUUGGCAAGAUGAUGAUAUCUUUGACGAUCAUCCUACUUUGAAUAACAUAAUAAUGCCGCAUUUAUAACAGUGGACUUAUUUUUCUGUA
Molecule: messenger RNA, 608 nt
Organism: Oryza brachyantha (malo sina)
Lineage: Eukaryota; Viridiplantae; Streptophyta; Magnoliopsida; Poales; Poaceae
Product: NADH dehydrogenase [ubiquinone] iron-sulfur protein 6, mitochondrial
Exons: 3
Coding region: 71-427 (118 amino acids)
Biological process (GO): mitochondrial electron transport, NADH to ubiquinone
Source: RefSeq, a predicted model, not a curated record